This is a messenger RNA of Trichoderma breve, 1647 nucleotides long. Its product is annotated as c2 domain-containing protein. The record is from RefSeq and is a predicted model, not a curated record. The coding region runs from base 1 to 1647 and encodes 548 amino acids. The transcript has 3 exons. Gene Ontology annotation, biological process: positive regulation of gene expression. NCBI's taxonomy places the organism in Eukaryota, Fungi, Ascomycota, Sordariomycetes, Hypocreales, Hypocreaceae.
AUGCCAGGAAACAUCACCACUCAUCACGACGACUCCACGCCCGAGUCGAGCGACAGUGGCCACCAUGAACAUGAACAUGAACAUCACCAUGAAGAACACGAAGAACACGAACACAAGGGCCCUCCCGGUGGCUUUGACAAGACUCCACUUCCUGAUGCACCUCAAGGAUACACUGUCCGCUUUGUUUUUCAUGCUGCGACCAACAUCCCGAUUGCGGAUUUUCACACGGGAUCUUCAGACCCCUUCUUGUACAGGACACGAACUCUGCACACAACCACGGAGCCCAAAUGGGAAGAGGAAUGGGUUGUGUCUAAUGUGCCUCCUACCGGCUUCACCCUCAAGUGUAGAAUGUAUGAUGAGGAUGUUGCCGACAAGGACGACAGACUCGGUAAUGUCACCAUCAACGUUGACUCCAUCUCUGAUGACUGGCCGGGGAUCCCUCCUCCGGGCCAGGAGUUUGAGGCCAAGAAGCGUGUCAUGAGCAAGCGAGCCUUUAUCCUCAAAGGAAUCGCUAGUGCCAUCGUGCACGGUAGCCACAUCGCUCCUCGGUUGCGAAUCAGCAUGGAAGUCUUGGGCAAGUCAGAUCCUCCGUAUGCGCAAAUGUGCACCUUGGCCCCAACUAGAUGGAUCAAGCAUAAUAGUCCUAUGAUUGGUCGUCUGAUCGGCACAAAGGUGAAUGCCAACGAAAGUGACGAUGAAAAGGGGCACAACUCGAACGACGAUACCCCAAAGUCUACGAAAUAUGACUUCCAAGCCAACGAACUACAACUCCAGGGACCUGUUCCUCCGGUCCUCUACCAUCGCUACGUGGAAUUCAGACCAGUUAUCGGCUCGCUCUUUUCAUCCACUGGCAUUCGUGGCACCAUAUUGAACAAGGCCCUACACAAGCAGCACCACAGAAUCUACAAUUAUAGCGGCUCCACCGAAUAUGGCACCUUUGAGCCAUGCUCUAAGCAAGCAUCUCUCCAGUUCCUAAGGAUGGCUCAUUUCGACGAGGGCGGCCGCGUCUUUACAUACGUACUCACGCUGGACGGCCUACUUCGCUUCACCGAGACGGGCAAGGAAUUCGGCAUCGACUUCCUGAGCAAGCAUACCAUGCACGCAGAUGCCGAGAAAUACAUUGCUUGCUCAGGGGAAUUCUUCAUUCGAAGACUGCAACACCCGGAUUCCAAUGACAGUCCCGAGCCUCAGGAAAAGACACACCCGUCCGAGCCCAUCCCUGGAGGCCCGCCAAACCAGCCACCACCUCCAAACCCCGCAUUCUACCAGCUCUACAUUGACAACGAAUCUGGAACAUACCGUCCUGAUAAGUCCAUUCUGCCAGAUCUCAAGAAGUUUCUGGAGAAGAACUUCCCCGGUUUGGGCAUCGUCGCCAUGAACGUUGAAGAUGAGCGCCUGCAGAAGCUCAAGGAAGAGCAACGCUCCAUCAAGAAGAGCGAGGGCAAGAUGAUGCAGGUUGUCAUGAAUAGCAGCACCGAGAGUCUCAGCUCUGUGGAGAGCGAGCUGAACGAGCGCAACGAGAGCUGGGAGUCGGGUAGAAAGAGCAAGUUAGAGACGGCGCAUUCAGCGUUGAGGAACCCCGAUCAGGAACAUCUCAAGGCGGCUGUAGAAGUCAUGCUGCCAUAUCGCGAGAAAAAGGAGGAGUGA